This is a messenger RNA of Phytomonas sp. Hart1, 303 nucleotides long. The record is from the annotation of a GenBank genome assembly. NCBI's taxonomy places the organism in Eukaryota, Euglenozoa, Kinetoplastea, Trypanosomatida, Trypanosomatidae.
AUGUGGUGGAGUGCGCGGCCGCUCGCUCGCGAUGCCGAUUUUUUCCGAUAUAUCGGCAAAAAUGACAAGACAAAGAUCACAGUGAAGCUCGCGCCCGUCGGAGCCCCCGCGCCGCCGCGUGAGCCGGCCGUAGACGCACGAACCCAGGCCGAGCUAGUCGCUUUUUACCACCGCAAGCAGGAGGAGAACAAGAAGUUGAUCGAGGACGAGGAUAUCUCGUACGGUAAUAGCGAUUGGGCAAACCCGUAUGGUCUAAAAGGUCAGCUGCAGGGGUUGGGUGGUGUUAAGUAUCGCCCUUUCUAA